AUGUUGCCCGGCUGGCUGGGGGCGGUGUCGGAUUGCUGGCCGAAUGCACUGGGGGCGGGGCCAGAAAGUUUUGCUAGUGCUUGAAGCGGCUCCACAUCGUUGGCCUGGAAGCCACGGGUGGACACGGAGGCUUAACGCAGAAGUGUGGGCGGAUCUAAGUUGGAGGGGUGCUGUGUUCAGAUUCUGCAAGGGAAUUUUUCUGGGACCCUGGCCUCCCUUUUCUGGGACCCUGGCCAGUGGAAUGGCAGCUGCACUGGAUCUGAAAUCGAAGGAGGAGAAGGAUGCUGAGUUGGACAAAAGGAUCGAGGCUCUUCGGAGAAAGAAUGAGGCCCUUAUUCGGCGCUACCAGGAGAUUGAGGAGGAUCGUAAAAAAGCCGAACUGGAUGGAGUGGCAGUGACAGCUCCGCGGAAAGGCCGUGCAGUGGAGGAGAAUGUGGCAGUAGAGGUGGAGAAGAACGUGGGUCCCUCCCGGAGGGCUCCUGGGACUCCUCGGCCCCCAGGGGCCAGCAAGGGAGCCCGGACCACCCCACAGCAGGGAGGCCGGGCUGGCAUGGGCCGGGCAUUCCACUGCUGGGAGGACAGUCCUGGUGAGCAGCCUCGAGGAGGAACUGGGGGCCGUGGUCGGAGGGGCCGGGCCAGAGGGUCCCCUCAUCUCUCCAGAGCUGGCGAUGCCACAGCAGCCGACCGCAAAUCCAAGGAGUGGGAGGAGCGGCGCAGGCAGAACAUCGAGAAAAUGAACGAAGAGAUGGAGAAGAUUGCAGAGUAUGAGCGCAACCAGCGGGAAGGCGUGCUGGAGCCCAACCCCGUGCGGAACUUCCUGGAUGACCCCCGACGACGCAGCGGGCCCCUGGAGGAGCCUGAGCGGGACCGCCGGGAAGGCAGCCGCCGGCACGGGCGUAACUGGGGGGGUCCCGACUUUGAGCGAGUGCGCUGUGGCCUCGAGCAGGAGCGGCAGGGCCGCCGGGCCGGCCUGGGCGGUGCUCAGGACAUGACACUCUCCAUGACGGGCCGUGAGCGUUCGGAGUACCUGCGCUGGAAGCAGGAGAGGGAGAAGAUUGACCAAGAGCGGCUGCAGAGACACCGCAAGCCCACUGGCCAGUGGCGGCGGGAGUGGGACGCUGAGAAGACUGAUGGAAUGUUCAAGGAUGGCCCAGCUGCUGCCCUCGAACCAUCGCACCGCUAUGAUGACCAGGCCUGGGCCCGGCCACCCAAGCCCCCCACUUUCCGGGAGUUCCUGUCCCAGCACAAAGCUGAGGUCAGUCGCAGGAGGAGGAAGAGCAGCCGACCCCAGACCAGGGCAGCCCCCCGUGCCUACAGUGACCACGAUGACCGCUGGGAGACGAAGGAGGCAGUGUCCCCAGCCCCUGAGGCCCCACAGACCCCUCCUCCUGAGGAGACACCCACGCAACCACCCGAGACCCCAGCCCCUGCCCACCGGCCUCCAGAGGAUGAGGGGGAGGAGGAGCAGGAGGAGGCGGUAGAGGAAGACGACGGGGAGGAUGAGGAAUGGGAAGACGUGAGUGAGGACGAGGAGGAGAUGGAGGAGGAAGAGGCUGACGGGGAAGAGGAAGAACCAGCGCAAGAUCACCAGCUCCGAGAGGCAGCGCCAGCUGGGAGCCCCACCAGUGAGCCGGCAGACGAAGAGCCCUCCAGGCCCGAGGAGCCUCGGCCACAUCCCCAGACCCCGGCCCCGCCUUCCAGUCCUUUCUCGCCCCCUGGGGGCCACCAGCCUGUGUCCGACUGGGGUGAAGAGAUGGAGCUGAAUUCUCCCCGGACCGCCCACCCGGCUGAUGCCCUCUCUCUGGGAGGUGACCAGCCAGCCCCUGCCUCCCUGGAGAGUGGGCCCAGCCUCCCAGGAAUCCAGAAGGCUGAAGAGGAGAGGUCUGAGGCAGCUCCAGAGGCGGGCCCCGAAGGUCAGGAGACGGCAGAGAUCACCGACUUCCAGAGGGCCUCCCCGAAUUCCUGAAGACGCCGCUGGGAGGGGACUGAAGCUUCCCCGCCUUGAUGGGGAGGGGGCGGCAGGAGGGGUUUAGUCUGGAUUUCCAGACUCUGCUCUCUCCUCCCCAAAGCCCAUUCCGGACCCUAGGGCUAGGGCGAGAAAGAAAUUAAGAGACAGUUGCUGCGGAAGUGGUGUGAUUGGUGUGUUGGGCGGAACGGGAACGUAGUAAGUUUAGAUCUCAGAACACAGAGGGUGGAGGGCCAGGAGGAGGUAGGUCCCCCUGAGGGGCGUGGCUAGCCUGAGCGGGGGCUAGAGUGCUGGUUGAAGGAGUCAGAAUAAGGGACAAUGUUAGGAUGUGAGCUUUGGUUGCAAGAGCUGUUUUAGAUGGGGAGUUAAGGCUGGCGUGGGGCUCAGCCGCCAGUGGAGGGCAAGGUCAGAAUAUGAUGCUGAAACCAGUGGAGAGAGGAGCAGCAAAGGGGUGGAGCGAUGAGGCCGGGGGAGAAGCGGGCGGAUUGCCUGUGGGAGCAGAUUCUGAUUCGGGAGAACAGGCAAAUUAGAGCUGGGGCGGGGU
Molecule: messenger RNA, 2510 nt
Organism: Manis javanica (Malayan pangolin)
Lineage: Eukaryota; Metazoa; Chordata; Mammalia; Pholidota; Manidae
Gene: CCDC9
Product: coiled-coil domain containing 9
Source: RefSeq, a predicted model, not a curated record